GUGGGUGGUGGGGGUGUAAAUGUCACAAUCAAUAUUUGCCAAACAAUCAUCAUUUUGAUUGUUGGUAAUUCAGUAUUAGGACAACCCCACUAUUAAGACCAAUUUUAAUAAUGUGUGUGUGUGUGUGUAUAUAUAUUUAUCCAGGUUGUGGUGCACUGGUUGGAAUGAGAAAAAAACCCAUAUGAAUGUACAUGUAAAUCUUUUUUCUUUCUUUUUUCAGUACAGAAAUAAAUCCUUUGUUGUCAUGCAGACCUCGGUCAAUCGAUCGUACUCCCAUAUGGAGUCUCCUGGAUUAAAGAUUCACUUUUACGGCAACACGGAACCCAUAAUCAUUCCUGAGACCACUUUCCCCAUCGUCGUGGAAGAUGUGUGCGUGCUGGCGGCCAAACAUCUUAGCCAGAAACUUAGUUCCACCUGUUCAUGGUCAAGGUCAUGCGUAUCCGAUAACCUGGAAGGCGAAUCUCUGUUACCGUCUUUCUUUCUGUCGACGUUUGGCCUGGUGAAUAAGGAACACCGACUGUGGCUAAGUCCCAGAGAAAGGCUGACUGUGAACUGCCGCAAUUACCAUGAAGAAUACCACUUCCGCGUCCGGUUCCGGAUCUGCGACUCGAACCUGGACGCUAUGGCGAGGGCAGACGGUCGGAUGAUGGACUACUUCUACUGUCAGUGCAGGGACGACUUCCUCAACGACAGACUGUCGGGACUUUACAACAGGAAGCUGGAGCUGGAGAAGCAGCUAGGUCUUGUGGUGCUUGAGCUGAUGAUACUGGAGAAGAAGAAAGAAAACCAGAAAAACGGUCAGAUCGACAGGAAAGCGAUGACCAGUGAUUGCGUUUGUCGCAGUUCCAUAAUGAGCAACAUCACGCUAGUGAAUCUCUGGCAGCAUCUGUCAAAGGGUAUGCGGAGAAAAUUCCGUGCUCCCUGGCACUACAUAAGAAUCUACCUCAGCCUGAGGUCGGAGGUGCAGCAGUUCUUCCAGGACAAGACCACAAUCGAUGUGAAGAAGCUGAAGAAGCUUUACGUGAAAGGUGUUCUCGAGUAUGUGCCUAACUAUGCUACGGAGACCUACAAGGCCAAGUUCGUCAAGGAGGAUGGCGUUACUGGCAAACUGGAGGAAUUGCUUGUAGAUGCGUAUGAGUCUCUUCCUCGCGGAAUAUCUUCAGUCGUUCAUACCAUUGUGCAGUUUGACAGGUUGCAGAAUAUCUCCCUGACAACUUCCGGGUUGGAUAAAUCUGGUGGGCAGGUCCACAUUGACCAGUCUGGUGGCCAGCCCAAGAUGUUGCUGUUUGAAACGAAAGAGGAAGCGGAGUCGUUUGUGUCUGGAGUGGAUGGCUUCUUCCGACACCAGCAAGACUUCUACAAUGGCCUGUGUAAAAUUGUAGAACCACCAAGCUUGGAGUUGCUGCGUAGUCUCAGAAGUUUUGGGCCAAUGACAGACGAACAAGCCUCGGAGAAGUUACAGACGGAGCUAACGGCCAACGAGAACGAACAUGGUUCAUCGAAGUCGUCUCUGUUCCUCAUUCACCAGACCGCGACCGACUUGCGUGCCUUCGUCGUUCUGUCAGGGUGCAAGGGGAAGACCCCUGACCAGUUUGAGAAGAGGUACAUUCUGCACAAGACAGGGAGGUUCUGCCUGAAGUCGGCGGAUGGUGCCAGUGAUGAGACGUACGAGAACGAGACACGUCUACUCAAAGAGCUGCGUGUGGACAGCAAACAGAUUCGACCACAGUCCGGCACAGAUAGCGGUAUCUGUGUGAUGUUCACUGAUGACGUCAUUUCGCACUACUACCCUGUUGACAGCAGACAGAUAGACAAACAGUCUAGAGAGCCGAUGUGUUUCACUGAUCAGCAUAUCUGUCCAGCAGAUGUCCAACAUUUGGGUUUUGGUAGAUACACGGAAGUGAGCAGGGCAUGUCUGGAUGAUAAGAAGAGUUGCAAUGAACAAGACGUCAUCAUAAAACAGCUGAAGAAAGACUCAUCUAUAUACAUGGAGGCGUUUCAAGAAAGCAUGUCCAAGCUGUUGGAAAUGAGGCACAGUCUUUUCAUCCAUUUCCUUGGCAACAUGAUCGCGCCUCCGUACAGGGUGGUCCUGGAGCUGGCACCAGGUGGGAACCUGGAGCGACUUCUGAAGCAGACGGAACACCCUCUUUCUUUGAUGCAGAUAAUGUUGGUAGCGGACCAGGUCUCUCAAGGCAUCCACUGGCUGAGAGACAAGUCUUUGACUCAUGGUAAUCUCAGGAGUCGAAACAUUCUCGUGUUCAAGGUCAUCAGGUCAGACAUCUCGAUAAAAAUAGGUGACCCGGGAUUGGUGUCUCAUUUCAACAACAUGCCACUGACACACAAUUACAACCAGGAACGAUUGCCGUGGAUUGCAGUGGAGUUGUACUCUGACCUGCGCAGACAAACAAUAGCAUCGGACAUCUAUGCAUUCGCCAUGUUGUGGUGGGAACUACUGUCCCACGGUCAGAGGCCUUUGGCGGACAUUAAACCCAAAAGUCCACAGAAGCUUCAGGAUUUGAUAUCUGCUGGCACACGGCCUUCUUGUCCCAAAGGGCUUCACUUCAAGAGUCGUGACUGCAGUGGAUGUCCGGCCAAGAAUGUGACACAGACUGAAGGAGCGGCACAGUCAGAGACCUGUCCAGUAAAUGGGGAUAAGAACCAGCCUAACGUGAACUCCAGUCAGAGGAAAUCACUGGACGAGCAGCACGACUCCAGUGGCAUAGGCAUGGGAGACAACUCUGAUGACAGUCUGGAAGCCAUUAAAACCCAGAUUUGGCAGUUCAUGCAGAAGUGCUGGACCACGAAUGUUACUGAUCGGCCAGACAUUCAGGAGAUUGCUCGCUUCGUCCUGUCAAUGUGCGAUGAGGUGCGACAGAUUGACGAGGAUGAGACAACUGACUGGGAUGCGGUGUUACGUCUGAAUGUUCAGCCCGAUGAUGCGAAUCCCUCACAGAGAGCCCAGUGCCCUAUCACUUAUGAGUUUAUUGACUUCAACAGACUGAGGCCUGUGGAAAAUGCCUUUCUUGGGAAGGGAUUUUAUGGAGAAGUUACCAAAUACAAGCUGUACGAAACCUCGCCUUCAGCAGCAUGUGGAGGGAAUUCUGCUGAUGUUACAGACGCCAGCUACAAGAUUGUUGCUGUGAAAAAGAUGCUCAAGAUGGACAAACAGACAAAAAUGGAAUUCUUGAAGGAAAUCACAGUGCUACAAAAAUUAGCACAUGAAAAUAUCGUCAAAUUGGAAGGAAUAUGUUUCAGACCUGAUACAUUGUUAGUGAUGGAGUUCGUGGAGUGUGGAUCACUGAAAGACUUUGUGAAAAGUCGCCAAUCCCUAGACAAUGAACAGAUUGGCCAUUUGUGCAGGGAUGUUGCAAAGGGAAUACAGUAUCUACAUUCCAAGGAGGUGGUACAUCGUGAUUUGGCUGCGAGAAAUAUUCUAAUAACAAAAGACAUGACGGCCAAAAUCACAGACUUCGGUCUCGCCGUGAUUCUCCGAGAGGGCAAGGACUACACCCGCGGAAAUAAUCAAAAUCUGCCUGUUCAUUUGUGUGCCCCAGAAGCCCUAUCGGUGUUAAAGUUCACAAAGAAGGGAGAUGUGUGGAGUUUUGGCGUGCUCAUGUGGGAAGCUUUCACGCGCGGUGACAAGCCCAUACUGGUCAAUGAGAAAAUGGAGAUCAUAAGGGAAAAAUUGUUUAGCGCCUUAACGAAUAACAGACGACUGCCGCAAAAAAACUUAAUCCCGACUGCAGCUUACAACAUCAUGAAAGUCUGCUGGACCCUUGACGCCAACAAUAGACCCGAUAUCAAUUCAGUACUGGACAAGAUUGAAGGCAUGUUGUCGGAAUGGAUUAAUGUAAAAACAAACGACUGAACAACACAAAAAACACAGAGUCAUAGAUUUUAAGAUAAUGCUUAUCUGUUAAAAAAAAUAUAUAAUAAAUCAAGUUAUAAUGGAUAAAAAGAAAACCCU
Molecule: messenger RNA, 3967 nt
Organism: Gigantopelta aegis
Lineage: Eukaryota; Metazoa; Mollusca; Gastropoda; Neomphalida; Peltospiridae
Product: tyrosine-protein kinase JAK2-like
Exons: 15
Coding region: 182-3868 (1228 amino acids)
Biological process (GO): cytokine-mediated signaling pathway; cell differentiation; peptidyl-tyrosine phosphorylation
Cellular component (GO): cytoskeleton; cytosol
Molecular function (GO): ATP binding; non-membrane spanning protein tyrosine kinase activity; cytokine receptor binding
Source: RefSeq, a predicted model, not a curated record